AUGACCCUGCACGGCAUGACCUCUGAUUCUCCAAGAAAAGCCACGGGCGGUGCUAUCAAGUAUACAGUGGAGCAUCACCGCAAAGAUGGCGUAUCUGAGGAAGCUUUUAUGCAUUGGUUCACUAACCAAUAUCUGCCCCGGGCGGUACCUAUCAUGAAGAAGCAUAAUAUCUUGAAAUAUGCAGUACAAAAGACAGAUACCAAAGUCGGUGCCGCCUUCCAGGCUGAGGUGGAUCAAGUGUGGCCGGGUUGGAAGGUGAAUGACUGCGAUGUCGCAUUGGAGUAUUGGGUUUAUGACUUGGAGAGCAUGAAAAAUCUUGCGUCGGACCCGGAGUGGAUUCAAACGGCCCUUGAAGAUGAGAAUGACUGGCUUGAUCCAUCGCGGUCUACUAUCCGUAUCGGCUAUGAUACCACAUAUUUGGAGUCCGGGGCUUUCAUGAAUAUAGGGGCACAAAAGAGAAGAGGUAGGGUCAGCGCUAGCUUUGACUGA
Messenger RNA from Penicillium macrosclerotiorum, 489 nucleotides. RefSeq names its product EthD domain-containing protein. Bases 1 to 489 code for a protein of 162 amino acids. The transcript is spliced from 2 exons. Lineage: Eukaryota; Fungi; Ascomycota; Eurotiomycetes; Eurotiales; Aspergillaceae. Gene Ontology annotation, molecular function: oxidoreductase activity. The record is from RefSeq and is a predicted model, not a curated record.